AUGGACAAGGCAGACACGAAAGAAAAGAAGCACUCUAGCCAUCGUCGCCCGCAUCGUCAUCACCACGCGCGCGACACAAUCACAUCGGCUGUUCAGCUACAGCAUCCUUUCUCGUUUGACAACUACAACCCGCUGCGACGAGCCCAACAGCACCACCACCACCACAACAAGAUCCGCCGCGACCGCUCUCCCGAGAAGACCGAUGCCAACAAAGAUGGUGUAAAUGAUGAUCAAGAACAAGAGCCUCCAAAACCACAAUGGUCCCCCGAAGUAGAAUAUGCCGUCGACCACCCGCCCCGCCGUCUCGUCACCACCGACACCAUCGCCCAUGAACGCCAUCUACGCGAGAGACGUCAAGACCACGUCUCGGCCGCCUUGAAUGCCAUAUCCCGCGAUGCUCAUACAGCAACCCGCAAGCUCGACGACACCUACUACGCCUUACUCCAAAAGGUCGGCUUACUCAAAGCCACCAUCGCAUCCUUCCAAGACCUGCACUCCUGCCUCGACGACACUGCAAAAGACUUUGCCACGACAUCUGAUUCACUGGUCAAGGACAUCACUGGUCAGAUUGACGCUUUUGGGAAUAUGGCGCAGCAAGACGAGAAUAUCCAUCAAUUGGUCAAGCGACUGCACAAGGCCAAGGAACGAGCUGAAGCUUAUGAAUCUCGCCUAGAAUCCUGUCGUCUGCGCCUUGAGCAAUGGGAGAAGAAGGAGCAAGAAGUGAACAAGAGGAAUAACCGCACCUGGGCACUUGCUCUAACUGGUUUGACGGCCUUCAUCGUCUUCGUCCUCGUCAUCGUCUUGUGGCGAAAAGGAACUCUUGCUACUGUGACCGAGAAGCCAUCAGAGUGGAGAGAAGCUCUGGGAUUGGAGGAAAACAAAACUGCUCCUGGUAUACACCUCGUCGAUCCUGCAGAAGAGAAAGCAAAGGUCAAGGAAGCUGCGAAAUGGGAUAGGUUGCUUGAUGAGCUGUGA
Messenger RNA from Aureobasidium subglaciale EXF-2481, 975 nucleotides. RefSeq lists its product as uncharacterized. Lineage: Eukaryota; Fungi; Ascomycota; Dothideomycetes; Dothideales; Saccotheciaceae. The transcript has a single exon. Bases 1 to 975 code for a protein of 324 amino acids. The record is from RefSeq and is a predicted model, not a curated record.